Suncus etruscus (white-toothed pygmy shrew) is the source of this 1759-nucleotide messenger RNA. It is a transcript of the gene SNAP23, whose product is annotated as synaptosome associated protein 23. Gene Ontology annotation, molecular function: syntaxin-1 binding; SNAP receptor activity. Gene Ontology annotation, cellular component: plasma membrane; synaptobrevin 2-SNAP-25-syntaxin-1a-complexin I complex. The record is from RefSeq and is a predicted model, not a curated record. Gene Ontology annotation, biological process: synaptic vesicle priming; synaptic vesicle fusion to presynaptic active zone membrane; exocytosis. The transcript has 7 exons. The coding region runs from base 35 to 667 and encodes 210 amino acids. Lineage: Eukaryota; Metazoa; Chordata; Mammalia; Eulipotyphla; Soricidae.
GAAUUUCUGUGCCUGUUAAGAAUUGUAAUUCAUCAUGGAUAAUCUAACUUCAGAAGACAUUCAACUGAGGGCUAACCAGGUUACUGAUGAGUCUCUUGAAAGUACAAGGAGAAUCCUUGGUUUAGCCGUUGAGUCUCAGGAUGCAGGAAUUAAGACUAUUGCUAUGCUGGAUGAACAAGGGGAACAACUAAACCGUAUAGAAGAAGGCAUGGACCAAAUAAAUAAAGACAUGAGAGAGGCAGAGAAGACUUUAACAGAACUCAACAAAUGCUGUGGCCUUUGUGUCUGCCCAUGCAAUAGGACAAAAAACUUCGAGUCUGGUAAGGCCUAUAAGGCAACCUGGGGAGAAGGUGACAACUCUCCAAGCAAUGUAGUGUCGAAGCAGCCAGGCCGAGUGAAAAAUGGUCAGCCUCAGCAAGCAGCCACAGGAGCAGCCAGUGGUAGCUACGUUACACGUAUAACUAAUGAUGCGAGAGAAGAUGAAAUGGAAGAGAACCUGACUCAAGUGGGCAGUAUCCUUGGAAAUCUAAAAAAUAUGGCCCUGGAUAUGGGCAAUGAGAUUGAUGCUCAAAAUCGACAAAUAGAGCGGAUCUCAGAGAAGGCUGAUACCAACAGAGAUCGUAUUGAUGUUGCUAAUGCCAGAGCAAAGAAGCUCAUUGACAGCUAAAGCCACUGCUCUUUCACUUUUCUACUUCUUCAAGUCACAUCCUUUUCAGAAAUGUUGGUUCUAUGAUCAUCUUAUCAAGAUAUAAUGUGGAAGUGCCAGGAGUAAUAGCCUCCCUAUUUUCUAUAUUCCUUUUUCUUGAAGGUAGACUCUGCUUGCUCUUCUAGUAUAUUUUCCCCCACAGAUCAUACUCAUUGGUUUUCAUACAUCAUAUAUAUAUUAUCCCCCAAACCCAUCAGCCUCAUUUACUCGCAGGUUCUUUUUGCUUUCAAGAUUUGUAAGCACUGCCAAAGAGACCAUGAAAAAAGAUGUUGGGGAUAGAAAGGAUACAAAAAAAGUAGAUGCAAGAAAUAAGAGGUUGCCACUUCAGUAAAAGCUGUUAUUCUACAAAAGAAGUUGCAGGGCUACAGUAAAGAUCUAGUUGGAAAAUGUUUCUAAAUUGCAGAUGUUGCGGAUUUAGGCUAAUGCUUGGUUUUAGAACUUUUACACACACUACUUUUUUGUUAUGCAUUAGAGCAUUGCAUCCUGUACUAAAGAAAAAAAUAGAAUGAGUUUCCUUAAAGUGAACUUAAUUUCUUUGCUUGAUGAUUCAUACAUGUACAUAAGUUCUCUGACCCCAUUUCAUAUUUUACCAUCUGGAAACAUUUUGUAUAAAUGAAUAUUUUCAUAUUUGUAGUAUCAUGGACCCAGUUACAGGCUAAUUAACGAAUGUCAUUAGUCUUUGAAGAAAAGAACAUGUAAAUAUGUAUGUAUGAGAAUUUCUCAACUGUGCUAAAAAGUUUGAAGAAGUAUAUCAUGUGAAUUCAUAUUUACCUCAUUGUCAAGAAUUGUGGUUAGACAGGAAAAACAAAACGUUUUGAUCUCAGGUAGAAAAAAUGUUUUGCAUAUUAUGUAGCCUUAAACCUUUAAAAAACUAAAAAUGUAUUCCACUUACUAAAAGCAAUUUGAAAAAUAAUCCCUUUGGUUAAACUGUUGAUUAUACUAUCAUUUUCUUAGACUUGUAUGUGUUGAACAGUGUCCAAGUCAGAUUUGUUUAGAUCCUGAACAGUGUUAAAAGAAUUUAAUAAAUAUGUGUCAAUAUUAUUUAAAAGAAAA